Eimeria mitis is the source of this 876-nucleotide messenger RNA. RefSeq lists its product as uncharacterized. The record is from RefSeq and is a predicted model, not a curated record. NCBI's taxonomy places the organism in Eukaryota, Apicomplexa, Conoidasida, Eucoccidiorida, Eimeriidae. The transcript has 11 exons. The coding region runs from base 1 to 876 and encodes 291 amino acids.
AUGAUUUGCUCUCAACGCCGGUGGAGCCGGCAGCAGCUGCAGCAGCAGCAGCAGCAGCAGCAGCAGCAGCAGCAAUACUACAGGCCGCAGCUCAUGCUGCUGCUGCCGUCGCUGCUGCUGCAGCUCGUGCUGCUGCUGCUGCUGCUGCUCUGCAGUCGCGGGGCCCUUGCAGCAGAUACAACGGAGGUUAUCCGCCCUUCGGUCCACGCGGGAUCGUGGUAUCCUGGCUCAGGACCUGAACUCCGCGCUGCUGUCGAUGCACUGCUCGAUGGCGCCUCCACCGUAGAGGGCACAGUGAAGACUAUCAUCGUCCCGCACGCGGCGUUUCAGUAUUCUGGGCCGACAGCAGCGGUGGCGUACAAGCAAAUGUUGUCUCUUCAACGCACAGUGGUUUGGGGUUUACAGGAAGCUCUGCUGCUGCCGCCGGAGGAGUUUAGUGCUUUUGGUUCUCCCAUUGGUUCGGUCCCUCUAGACAGAGAGGCCCUGAGCGCACUGUUUUCUACGGGCCUGUAUGAUACCGCUCCCGCGGAGCAGGAGAUCCACGAGCAUUCAAUUGCGGUGCAGGUUCCCUUUCUGAAGAGAGUUUUGCCAGAAGGAGCGCUCUUGCUGCCCAUCUAUGUGGGGACGGUAGCUGAUGAGGAUCUCCCAAUGUAUGGUCUUGAGGAGCACAUUCAGAAAACGGGGAAUUUGAUUUGUGGUUAUAGCGCGUUGCAUUUAUUUUUGCGUGUCCUAGAGAGGGUGGCUAGCGCCUCGGGCUCACAACCAGAAAAACUUUUAUCUCCAUCUCUGUUGAAAUAUGCUCAAUCGGAUAACAUAAAGAACCCCACAGAAAAUUCCGUUGGCUAUGCAGCCAUCGCCUUUUUUAGGUCUUCUUAA